Molecule: messenger RNA, 1640 nt
Organism: Setaria italica (foxtail millet)
Lineage: Eukaryota; Viridiplantae; Streptophyta; Magnoliopsida; Poales; Poaceae
Product: gibberellin 20 oxidase 2
Exons: 3
Coding region: 26-1297 (423 amino acids)
Biological process (GO): unidimensional cell growth; flower development; response to light stimulus
Molecular function (GO): gibberellin 20-oxidase activity
Source: RefSeq, a predicted model, not a curated record
UGCACACUCGCAGCUCGCACAUCUCAUGGUGUCCCAAGCACAGCAAGAGCCAGCUCUGCCUCACAGCAGCAGCACCGCCAAGCGCGCAGCCGCGUCACUCAUGGACGCCCGCCCGGCCCAGCCUCUCCUCCUCCGCGCCCCGACUCCCAGCAUUGACCUCCCCGCGUCCAAGCCGGACAGGGCCGCCGCGGCGGCCGGCAAGGCCGCCGCCGCCUCCGUGUUCGACCUGCGGCGGGAGCCCAAGAUCCCGGCGCCAUUCGUGUGGCCGCACGACGACGCGCGGCCGGCGUCGGCGGCGGAGCUGGACGUGCCGUUGGUGGACGUGGGCGUGCUGCGCAAUGGCGACCGCGCGGGGCUGCGGCGCGCUGCGGCGCAGGUGGCCGCGGCGUGCGCGACGCACGGGUUCUUCCAGGUGUGCGGGCACGGCGUGGGCGCGGACCUGGCGCGCGCGGCGCUGGACGGCGCCAGUGACUUCUUCCGGCUGCCGCUGGCGGAGAAGCAGCGCGCCCGGCGCGUCCCGGGGACCGUGUCCGGGUACACGAGCGCGCACGCCGACCGGUUCGCGUCCAAGCUCCCCUGGAAGGAGACCCUCUCCUUCGGGUUCCACGACGGCGCCGCGUCGCCCGUCGUCGUCGACUACUUCGCCGGCACCCUCGGGCAGGACUUCGAGGCAGUGGGGCGGGUGUACCAGAGGUACUGCGAGGAGAUGAAGGCUCUGUCGCUGACGAUCAUGGAGCUCCUGGAGCUGAGCCUGGGCGUGGAGCGCGGCUACUACCGCGACUUCUUCGAGGACAGCCGCUCCAUCAUGCGGUGCAACUACUACCCGCCGUGCCCGGAGCCGGAGCGCACGCUGGGCACGGGCCCGCACUGCGACCCCACCGCGCUGACCAUCCUCCUCCAGGACGACGUCGGCGGGCUCGAGGUCCUCGUCGACGGCGACUGGCGCCCCGUCCGCCCCGUCCCCGGCGCCAUGGUCAUCAACAUCGGCGACACCUUCAUGGCUCUGUCCAACGGGCGGUACAAGAGCUGCCUGCACCGGGCGGUGGUGAACCAGCGGCAGGAGCGGCGGUCGCUGGCCUUCUUCCUGUGCCCGCGCGAGGACCGGGUGGUGCGCCCGCCGGCCAGCGGCGCCGUCGGCGAGGCGCCCCGCCGCUACCCGGACUUCACCUGGGCCGACCUCAUGCGCUUCACGCAGCGCCACUACCGCGCCGACACCCGCACGCUGGACGCCUUCACACGCUGGCUCUCCCACGGCCCGGCCCAGGACGCGCCAGUGGCGGCGGCGGCUUCCACCUAGCUAGCGGCGCGGAUCCGACCGAGCCCAUUGACGACGCCGUCCCUUUCCGCCGCCGCCGGGGCCCGCGCGGGGGUUCACCCCACGUGCGCGCCCAGGUGGGCGAGGUGGCGGCCUCGUGGCCCGCGGGCCCCGCGCCGCCUUCCCAUUUUUGGGCGCUGCCGCCCCGCGCGCAUGCCGGAUGCGUGCGUCCACGGCCUACUGCUGCUACUAGUGUACAUAUACAAACAUACAUAUAUACGUAGUAUAAAUAUAUAAGCAAGCGGCCCGGUGCCCCUUUUCGUUUUCUUGUUUUGUCGAUCACAAUCUCUGGAUUCGAUGGAUGGAUAAAUGUUUGUACGCAUGC